Molecule: messenger RNA, 531 nt
Organism: Camelina sativa (false flax)
Lineage: Eukaryota; Viridiplantae; Streptophyta; Magnoliopsida; Brassicales; Brassicaceae
Source: RefSeq, a predicted model, not a curated record
AUGGCUUCUUCUCUCUCUGAUGUUGUUGACUUCUCUAAUGCUACCACCCUUCAUACCGUCAACAUGUCGAACGUAACCAAACUGACCGCCUCUAAUUUCUUAAUGUGGAAUCAUCAAGUUAAGGCUCUGCUCGCUGGUUACGGACUCGCUGGGUAUCUAGACGGAUCUGUUGUUGCACCGGCUUCCACUGUUACCACAAAUGGUGCUACCACAGUCAACCCUGAGUACACGCUAUGGGAGAGACAAGAUCAGCUCAUUUAUUCCUCUCUGCUGGGUGCAAUUUCUGUUGAAGUCCAGCCUAUCUUGUCUCAAACAUCCACAUCUGUUGGGAUCUGGACUCUCCUCUCCUCCACCUAUGCUCGUCCAAGUUGGGGACACAUCAAGCAGCUCCGUGAACAAAUCCACACCUGGAAGAAGGGCUCUCGUUCGGUUGAUGAAUACGUUCAAGGUUUUGUCAAUCGGUUUGAUCAGCUUGCUCUGCUUGGGAAACCUUAUGAACAUGAAGAGCAAGUUGAUUACAUUCUCGCUUGA